UCUGCCGCAGGUCAUCUAUAAAGAUAAUGCGAAAGAAGGAAGAAAGGGUGCAGGCUUUGAGGCUUUGGCUACUUCCUGUCAUGUUCAUUUCCUAAUCGCUCUCAGCCAAGAACAGAACGUUACCGUUUAGUGUGUUUGGGUUUUAUUCGGCGAGGAAAAUGUUCCUGUUACCAUCCACGCUGCUACUCGUCUCUGCAGUCGUGUACGUAUGCCAUGCUGAGCAGAUGCUGAAAUGUCCCUACGACAAUGUCCGUCCUCAAAAAUACCCGGAGAGAGUUUGGUGUAAAAGGGAGGCAAACAAUCAGAGCUGCUGCAGAGGGUUCACCUUCACGUCCGGGGAGAAGGAGCUGGACAGCGGGCGUCUGAGCGUGCAGGACGACGGCAAGGCCUUCACCGUGUCUGUGAGGAGUCUGUCUCAGGGGGACGGAGUUUACUGGUGCGGCCUCAAGAACGGCUCCGGCAUCAUCAUCAAACUGGCCGAGGGAGAGAUCCACAAUCCGCUGAACUUGGCCUGGAGCAUCAUGCGCUGGCUGCUCUUCGUCCUGCUCCUUCUGGCCGUGAUUUCAACUCAUAUGUGCUGCAACAGCAAAAAGGCAAAGGUAAAUUACGUCUCCUGACGGCUACGUCUUCGCAAGUACACCUUCACAUAUACGAUAUAUCUGAAAUAACGUGAAAAACGUUUGUGUGCAAAAGUUUUUGCACCCCACGCCAAUAGCAUGUUUCCCCCCCCUGCAAAUAUUACCGCAGUUGCUUGAUGAAAAUGGAAACGAACAGCAUGUGUAAAAGUUUAUCAGUUGUAAAGUCUCUUUAGAAUUGAAUUAAGCUAAGUGUUAACUGACUCGUUUAUGACUCGUUGGUGAGGUCAAGUAUUGUCAUUAAAGAACAAUAAAUCGUUAUGUCAUUAACUCUUAAAACCUAGUGCUAACACUCAACAAGCGCCUCUUAUUAUUAUUAUUAUUAUUAUUAUUAUUAUUUUCACUUCAAAAAUCAACUAAAUAUGGUGCCCAUAUCUUUGCAUACUUUGUGCAGUGCAUGUAGGAUUAUUGUAAACAUAAUGUGUGUGUGUGUGUGUGUCAUAAAUUGAGAGGUUUAAUCAAAUCUGUAACUGCAUAACUGUUAUCUUGUUUCAGGAUUGAGGCGUACGGUCUGAAAAUGUCCAGAUGGAAAAGAUUGAACGCUGUUACGAAGAAUGAUCUAAUAUAUUAAUACUAAACUUAUAGUUUGUGCAUAAAGCUUAAAAAUGUGUGUAAGAGAUUGUAUCUCAGCUUAUAUCUAAAAGUAUCUCAGCUUAUAUCCUUUGUUAACCCUGCAGUUACAAUAAGUGUAAUAUUAAUAUAUAAAAAUUAAAUGUGUGUGUGUGU
Ictalurus furcatus (blue catfish) is the source of this 1361-nucleotide messenger RNA. RefSeq lists its product as uncharacterized. The transcript is spliced from 4 exons. The coding region runs from base 159 to 617 and encodes 152 amino acids. The record is from RefSeq and is a predicted model, not a curated record. Lineage: Eukaryota; Metazoa; Chordata; Actinopteri; Siluriformes; Ictaluridae.